GGUUUCCCAGCGUGCCCGCGAGGAGGGGGUGGCAUGGCGGGCAAGGAUGACACCGGAGUUCGACGAAGAAGUGGUGUUUGAGAAUUCCCCACUGUACCAAUAUCUGCAGGAUUUGGGACACACAGAUUUUGAAGUAUGUUCCUCAGUGUCACAGAAGGCAGAGCAAUGUGCAGCAGCAGAAAGCCAAAGGGAGCAGACUGUGCGUGCUGCCCAGAAGCAAGGCAUCCUGUCAAAACUAGUUGAGUUUUUUAGAAGCUGGUUUCCUUUUCCACAGUAUAAGAAAAAUGAUGACAUACUUCACCGACUGGAUGUUGGAUUUCGAUUUGACACGCUCCGUACCAUCCUGCAACAGGAAGUUCUGCUGCAGGAGGAUGUGGAACUGAUUGAAUUCCUUGACCCCAGUAUCCUGUCUGCAGGGCAGUGUAAGCAACAGGAAAACAGACAGCUUCCAACGCUACGCUCCCUAGCAACUCCUAAUAUUUGGGAUGUCUCGCUGUUCCUUGCCUUUGUAAGUGCACUGCUUAUGUUUCCUUCGUGGUGGAAGGAGUCAUCAUGGCUGCUGUGCGGACCUGUGCUGCUCGUCUAUGCAGUCUUUAGAGCGUGGGGCACGUGGAGGACAGCCAAGCUGCAAAUGUCCCUGAGAAAAUACUGUAUCCAGCUGGAAGAAACAGUGGCCAAUAGCCGGGCCUUUACUAAUCUCGUGAGGAAAGCUCUACGACUCAUUCAGGAGACUGAAGUGAUUUCUAGAGGAUUUACCCUUUUGCUUGACAGGGUCAGUGCCGCUUGCCCAUUUAAUAAAGCUGGACAGCAUCCUAGUCAGCACCUGAUUGGCCUCCGGAAAGCCGUGUAUCGAUCGGUCAGAGCCAACUUCCGAGCUGCAAGACUGGCUACUCUGUACAUGCUGAAAAAUUACCCUCUGAACUCAGAGAGUGACAACGUGACCAGCUACAUCUGUGUGGUCCCCUUUAAGGAGCUGGGUCUGGGACUGAGUGAAGAGCAGGUCUCUGAAGAGGAGGCACACAUUCUGACUGAUGGCUUCAGCUUGCCUGCACUCAAGGUCCUCUUUCAGCUUUGGGUAGGGCAGAGUUCAGAAUUUUUCAGGAGGCUGGCGCUGCUGCUCUCCCCAGCCAACGCGUGCCCCGAGCCCUCGGUGUCCCCGGAGCGGCUGCCUCACCACAUCCUGCGCGAUGUCACCCAGGGCCUACCUCACACCCACGCGGCCUGCUUGGCGGAGCUCAAGAGGAGCUACGAGUUCUACCGCUACUUCGAAACCCAGCACCAGUCGGGCUUGCAGUGGCCAGCCAGGAGCAAGCAGCAGUCCAGAGAGCUGAACAGUCUCCAGACAGCGGUACGCAGCUUGCAGCUGCAUCUCAAGGCCCUGCUCAAUGAGGUAAUAAUUCUUGAGGAUGAACUUGAAAAGCUUGUUAGCACUAAGGAGACACCCGAGUUGACAACAGAAGCCCAUCAGGUUCUGGAACAAAAACUAAAGUUUAUUCAGCCUCAUAUGCAGGCGAGCAACAGCUGCUGGGAAGAAGCCAUUUCUCAGGUGGAAAAAAUGAGUGGAAGAAACCCAAAUAAAAAAGGCAAAAUUGAAGUUUCCUGUGACAACCUACAGCAUACUACAGUACCUUUAACACAGCCUGCCAUAUACAUAGAAAACAAAGAUCCAAUCCCUGAAGAGCAGGAGCUGGAAGCAUAUGUUGAUUAUUCAGAUACAGAUAAUGAAUACAAAAGGGAAGAUUUUUACUGCUUCUCCCAAGAAGAAAGAGAGAGGCAAGAGCGAGAGAGACAGGAAUCUAAGAGGGUGUUACAAGAAUUGAAAUCUGUACUGGGAUUCAAAGCUUCAGAAAUUGAAAGACAGAAGUGGAAACAGCUACUAUUCAGUGAACAUGCUGCAGUGAAACCCUUGUCUCCUGUAGAACCAUUGAAGCUACUAAAUAAUGUGGAAUCACAUAUGAAUUCAGAUACAGAAAAGCAGGACUGCAGCCAAAGUUGUGAUAAAUCUGAAGAAAAAGACUCUAAUCCAGAAGUGAAUGCUGCUGAUAAAUGUAGGACAGAAUAUUUGUAUGAAGAUCCUGAGAUGGAGAAAAACAAAGACAGUAUUACAGAUAAAGUUACAGAUAUUUCUACAGGGGCUGAAGAAAGAAUGUAUUAUCAGUGUGAAGGGGAUGCUGAAGAGCUCAAGCCGAGCAGUGUGGAUGGAGUAGAGGCAUCACAGCCUCCCUCUAAGGAUGCAUUACGUUCAAAAAUCAAGGAUAGGCUGGCCCAGCUCCACAUAUCAACAGAUUUUAACUUCACAUCUGGUCUGGCUGCACAAGUUGCUGCCAGGUCUUUCACUUUUACUACAAUGCAGGAAGAGACUUUUGGAGAUGAUGGAGAGGAGGAGGAGGAAGAGGAAGAAAAGACACAGGAAAAUGAAGACCUUGUGGAGAACUGUGAAAAUGAAGAGAGAGGCUCUGAAAGUAAAGGAAAAGUAUAAGUCUGAGCUGAACUUUAUUAAACUAACAGCAGGCAGUUUGAUGGAAAAAAACUAAGGUGGGGGGUUGAAGCUGAAAAUACUGGAUGGAAAAAAAGGAGACCUAAAUAUAAUACAUCAUGUUCCCUAAGACUGAUACACUAAAUAGGACUUCUAAGUAUAUUGAAAAUUUGCAGGUAAGAGAAGUUUGGGCCGCAUCCAAGAAAUAGAUGGCUGUUCCCUUUUUAAGAUCCUAGUGGUGAGGGUUGGAAUUUACCUUUGUUUUCUGUUUUAUUUAUUUACAUUAUGAUAUAUUGUAGUUUCUGGUUUCUAAAAUGAAGGAAAACCAAUGUUUUGGUUUACAAUAGACUCCAGUUUUUUGCUCUCUGAUUCUUUUGUCAUGGUAUCAAUGUUUGUUCCAACAAAAACUGCCAGGACAUUUCUUUUGGAAGAAUCUGAACAGUUCCCUGUGAUCUUCCUCCACCACUUUUGUUUCACUUCUUGUGUCUGCAGUGUGUUGGCUAAGCCAUGAUAGGCAUUUGUGAGUCUGCAACUAGUGAUGUGGCACCCAGCUAAAAUGUAGAAUUUUAAAUAAAAACUUGGAAGAGAUAGUAUUUGAUGUGUCCUGGGGUAUGGGGCUGAAAUAGUAUAAAGUUAGUCAUGCUUCAUAUUAAGGUUUAUUUAGAAUUUUAUGAAGGGUUAAUAAAUGAUGUCUAUAAGUUGUAAUUCAUGUUAGAGAAAUGUGUUGUAAAUAAAUUCUAGGGAAGGUUAUAAGCACACCAGUGGAAAGUACUAUAUAUAGCUAGAAGCUAUAUAUUGGAUUGACAGAGAUGAGUAGUAAACACCUAUUUAUUAAGCCAGCUAUUAAUUGUUUGUUAACCUUUUGUAAACUGAACCUUAAUGUAAUUGUUUGAUUUGAUAUAAUGAUCAAUUGUACAUUUUUGCUUAUGUCCUGAAGUAAUUUUCUUAAAGGAAAUUAUCUGAGGUUAACAACAUGCAGUGUUUUGUUUGAACACCAUACUUGCUUUUCACUAAUGUUCUUUCACUUUUCCUUAGAUCACAACUUUAACCUGUGGGAUUAAGAAUCCAUGAGAGAACUACAGUUGUGUAUUUUGUUUCUUGUAACUUAGUUAACUGAUUAUGAAGUCUGGAUGUUUGGUGUGAGGUUAUGUGAGUUGCUUUGUUCUCUGUGGUGGUGUUACAAGGAGCAGGAAACUGAUGCUAACCUCACAGAGGAGUUGGUUAAUGGUUUCAUUGCCCUCUUUUCCUUUUGCUCUCUGACACAAAAUGAAGCAAAGCUCCCGUGUCUUUAAUGGCAAAAGCACCACUUCUUCGUGUGGAAUACUCUACUUGGACCCAGAUACACUUCCAGGGCAAAACACUGCAUCAGUUAUUUAGAGUAUUUAUUGGGUUUUGCAGAUUCUAUAGAUUAAAGGGCUUUUUAGAUGCUGGUGGUGCAGAGCAAUAUCUUUCCUAGGAUGGUGUCAUGGAAAGCAGGGAAGGUAAUGCCGAUCAGCAGAUUAGGGUGGAACUCUUGACGGUAUGUCAGAAAACAAGUGUUUUCUUUCAACUCCGUGGCCUGUAUUAGUGAUUUUGCAUGAACACUGUGAAAUAUGUGGACUUUUCCACAGAUGGUAAAGAGGGAAAUACCAAUUGAUAGAGAAGGGAGUAUGACUUGCAGUGUUCUUUCACUAUAUAAUGCCUGUCUUCUCCCUCACACACAGGUUCUGGGAAGAGAACGUGUUGCUGUUUUUCAUUGACCAGUAACACUGUGUUUUGUGUCCUUUAUUUUGUGUAAGUGACUGGAAGCUAAGUGGUUGAUGUCUUAAGGAGGUUGUAGAAAAAAAAUCAGAUGAUUUUCAUAGUGUAUUCAGAUGAUAAGCCUCCUCUUAGUGGUAGAGUAUAUUCUUCUAUAGCUGAAGAUUAGGCUAAGAUGAUGAAACACUUAUUUUCUCUGUGGUAAGCAAUUUUUUUUUACCAAGUCUAGAACAGCUGCUUUGGAUAGAUUGUGUGUGAAGCAUUGUCCAUGCUUCUGAAGAAGUCUUCCUCAUUCUUGACUUGAGAUCCUCACAAAGUGCCCAGAUAUUUUUUGUUCCUAGCUAAUUGUUCUGACAGCCUAAAUGUAUCUUCCAUUAAUAGUUUUCCAGGAACUCAUCCACCAUCAUCUCAUGAUCUGAUGUAUAUCCCAGAAAGGGUACUCUUGACCUUUUUCUAUGGGAUCCAAAUCAUAGUUUACCAUGUGUAUGGCUAUGAUACCAACCUGGAAAUUUGAUCAGAUUUAGGAUAUUAAUUAUCACUGUGCUCACAGUUGCAAAAGAAGUCAGUAGUAGCCUGAGUUUCAUUGGUACUGGAAUCGGUGACAGAUCUCACAUUUCUAAAAGCUGCUAUCUCGUUAUUCCUUUGCUGCAAUCCUUAGUAAAAAUCCUGGAGAAUCUACUUUGGUGGCUCACUUGGGGCUCAGUUUUAUUAUAUGCUGGUCUUGGUAAUGAAACUGGCCUAAAAAGCCCCAUACAUCGUGAGUUGUUCAUUUUCAUCCAGCAGAUAUGUCAACACGGGGUUUUGUGGCCAUGUUAUAAACCAGUUCAUGAGUCCACCCAGGUGAAAAAUUAACCCUUUUUAGGCUUUUUUCCUUGUCACCAUUCUUAUUGUAGCAAUGCAGUAACAGCAGUUACCUCAAAACAUACACAGCACAUACAUACUGCGUUGCUGGCCUGAGACUCGGGAUUGCCCACAUUUACAUUAUUGGCAAAGAUGGUGUAGUGUGAAAUUACAUUGGCAUUAGACAUGGCUGUGAUCAAACGAUGACUUUUUGGAGGAAGUCCUGAUCCUACUUUGAACAAAUAGAUUUUCUACAAGCAGUUUAACUGAUUUCCAUGGUUUACUUAAUGCAGUCUUAGAAGUUGCCCAUAUGAACACCUGGACUCACUUGUUUUCUCUGCCUCUCAUCACCUCUGUAUAAAACAGCUAUCAGGUCAUUUAUUUUGAUCUAUUUAAUAUUCUCCCUGAAGAAAAAUAUUGCUAACAGUGUACAGCACACAAAGCCUGACUUCUCUUGAUUUGAUAACCAAGUUCCAUCUGUGUAUGUCAUACACUCUGUUAUGAUCAAGAUUUCCUCAUAAUUAUGUAAUUUGAAAUAGGUUCCUUCACGAACCUGACAGAUUUCUUGGCAUAAUUUAUUGCUGCCUUUAAAAUAAUGUUUAUGAACACACUGAAGUGUGCAUUAGCUCUAAUGAGUUGUCUUAAUAUAUUGAGCAUGUGAAGGUCUGAGUGUGGUUCUGUGUUCUUUGGCUCAUUACUCGAGAUAGGGAUUUUUGUGAAAACAGAACAUUUGCUUCUUAGAGCUUUGUAACUUUUUGAAACAUUUAGCAGGAAGUCCAUACUAAAUUAUGGGUUAUGACAAAGAAUAUCAGCAGCCAAAAUCGUUUGUGAAGAGCAGAGCUAACAAUAAAUGCAUUUUCCCUAUCCCAUUUCCAAUUAGUAGUUCUAUGAAGUAAAGAAACAAGUAAUUAUAUAGGGUUAAAUAAUUUCUUCUCCUUCUACCUGGAAAGCACUCCAAAGACGAUAUUUGCUUCUUGGAUUGGAUUACAGUUUAACACAUCUUUUUAUAUCACUUCACUUUACAGCUAAAGAUCUAGGUAAAGGCUUAAAUCUAGGCAAAGAUCUGUGAUAAGAAGGUAACUUGUCCCUUUUGUUAAGUGUAUGUAUUCAUGACAGAAAUUAAAUGGUGUCAUGGAAGCAAAUGUAGAGAAUUACAGAUAAUAGAGCAUCUUUCAAAUGCAAUUAAAUGUGCCUCUGUCAACUACAGGCAAGAUUUGCAAAUGUGAAGGCUUCUGCCAUCAGUCAUAGAAAUGAGACAGUUUUACUCCCAGCAGAGGAUUGCUGGACAUCACUGAAUCUUGCACUUAGAUUUCUAAAUGCAAGAUGGAAUCUGGUAGAGUAGCCAGUUUUAACUGGCUUUUUUUUUUUCAGACUUUUUCCCAAGCACACCUGUCUCCAUGUGACUGUUUGUUACAAUAUUGGAAAUUUUUUGUUUAUCAGAAGUGCAAAUUUGCAACUUUCUCAUUAAUUUAUAUGGUGGGCUGUGUGGAGUUGUUUGCCCACACUGAAUUCUGUAAUCUUGUACGUUAUCCCUUUCUUCUUUUUUUCCUUUUUUUUAACAACAAACAAGAGGACAAGUACACUAAACUGCCCUUGACCUUUUAAACUAUUUUGUGAAGGGCAGCUGUAGUUCUGCAAAUGGCUUGUUCCCAGGGCUAAUUGCUUUUUAGAAUUAACAGGUUUCAUACUAUCUCAUCUGAGCAGAGUGUGAGAAUGGCACUUGGUCAGUGUAAAGGGCCAGUCUGCUCUGGGAUCUUGUCUGUGACAGGGACUAAUCAGAUGCUGAGGGAAGACUAUUGUGUAAUGAUACUUCUCCAGGCUAUUCCUCAGCAAUUUGUGGCUCAGGGACUUCUUGACCCAGUGGUGGUAGAUGUCAGCUUAACAGGUUCUGAUGGAAUCCUUCUCCCUAGAUUUGCACAGCCUCAUGUUUGGUCAAUUAUUCGUAGUUCCAGGAUGUGGUCAUCUUUAAAUCAUCAUUACUGUCUUGUACACACGAGAAGAUUUGUCAAUAAACUUCUUUGAUGUUCUACGUUCCUCA
Messenger RNA from Vidua macroura (Pin-tailed whydah), 7091 nucleotides. RefSeq names its product vezatin, adherens junctions transmembrane protein (gene VEZT). The coding region runs from base 47 to 2479 and encodes 810 amino acids. Gene Ontology annotation, molecular function: myosin binding. The record is from RefSeq and is a predicted model, not a curated record. NCBI's taxonomy places the organism in Eukaryota, Metazoa, Chordata, Aves, Passeriformes, Viduidae. Gene Ontology annotation, cellular component: plasma membrane. The transcript is spliced from 12 exons. Gene Ontology annotation, biological process: cell-cell adhesion.